AUGGCAGCGGUUUCUGGAACACAGACCACGGAACCAGCCUCUGGCACAAACACCAGCUCUGCCACUUCCUCGCUGCGCAAACUCGGGGAAGGCCACACUUCCAUCGUGGAAGAACUGAAGGAGACGCUGAGUGCAAAGCCGGGGGCCAUCGCGCUGUCGGUGGGUGGCGGGGGCCUGCUGUGCGGAGUGGUCCAGGGGCUGCAGAAGGUGGGCUGGGGGGACGUGCCCGUCAUCGCCAUGGAGACCGCCGGAGCCCACAGCUUCCACGCCGCCACCACCGCGGGCAAGCUCGUCUCCCUGCCCCAGGUUACCAGUGUGGCCAAGGCCCUGUGCGUGAAGACCGUGGGGGCUCAGGCCCUGAAGCUGUUUCAGGAACACCCCAUUUUCUCUGAGGUGAUCUCGGACCAGGAGGCUGUGGCCGCCAUUGAGAAGUUUGUGGAUGACGAGAAGAUCCUGGUGGAGCCCGCCUGCGGGGCGGCCCUGGCCGCCGUGUACAGCCACGUGGUUCAGAAGCUUCAAGCGGAGGGGAAGCUCCGUGCCCCGCUGUCCUCCCUCGUGGUCAUCGUCUGUGGCGGCAGCAACAUCAGUCUGGGCCAGCUGCGGGCCCUCAAGGAACAGCUGGGCAUGAAGAACGGGCUGCCCAAGUGA
Puma concolor (puma) is the source of this 648-nucleotide messenger RNA. The record is from RefSeq and is a predicted model, not a curated record. NCBI's taxonomy places the organism in Eukaryota, Metazoa, Chordata, Mammalia, Carnivora, Felidae.